This is a messenger RNA of Alnus glutinosa, 735 nucleotides long. RefSeq lists its product as uncharacterized. Lineage: Eukaryota; Viridiplantae; Streptophyta; Magnoliopsida; Fagales; Betulaceae. The record is from RefSeq and is a predicted model, not a curated record. The transcript has a single exon. Bases 1 to 735 code for a protein of 244 amino acids. Gene Ontology annotation, molecular function: RNA-DNA hybrid ribonuclease activity; nucleic acid binding.
AUGGUGGACCUGGUUUCAUACUUGCUAUCUAAGUUAAAUGCUGAUCUUUUGAGUCUUGUUGUGGUUGUUUUACAUAGAAUUUGGUUAAGAAGAAAUAAGUUUAUUUUUGAUGGUCAGUUUGUUCCUCCUCUGAAGGUUUUUCUUGAAGCAUCCCAGCUGCUUGAAGACUUCAACAGAUGCAACCUAAGGGAGCCUUUCUUUUCAGUCUCCAAUGAUGACAGUUCUCGUUCUUGUUCGUUUUGGGAUCCCCCUGUGGCUGGCCUUGUGAAAAUCAAUUGGGAUGCCUCUUUGAAUAUUAGUUCUGCUGUUGUUGGUAUGGGAUGUGUAAUUAGAGAUGCUAAUGGUUUUGUCCUUGCAGCUAAAUGUGGUGUUUCCAGAGCUGUGGCAGAACCGGUCUGUGCAGAAGCUAUGGCAGCUCUUUUUGCCCUGGAGUUCUGUAAUGACUUGGGUUAUGUGAAUGUAGUGAGUGAGGGUGACUCUUUGCAAGUCAUUAAAGCAAUUACUGAUUCAGAAUAUCACCUCCAUAAAAUUGGCCAUUUCCUGAAAGCAAUCAAUCAAAGAGCUAAUGAUUUCUCUGUCUGUAAAUGGAGCCAUUGUGCUAGAGAUGCCAAUGAAGUGGCACACCUCCUUGCUAGAAGGGCUGCUUUUUCUGGUCUUUGUAAUGUAUGGACUGAAAAUAUGCCUCUGUUUAUCUCUUCUGUUUCUUUUAGAGACCUCUUAGUCUCUAGACUGUAA